This is a messenger RNA of Mycotypha africana, 2959 nucleotides long. Its product is annotated as kinase-like domain-containing protein. The transcript is spliced from 4 exons. Gene Ontology annotation, cellular component: cytoplasm. Gene Ontology annotation, molecular function: protein serine/threonine kinase activity; tau-protein kinase activity; ATP binding. NCBI's taxonomy places the organism in Eukaryota, Fungi, Mucoromycota, Mucoromycetes, Mucorales, Mycotyphaceae. The record is from RefSeq and is a predicted model, not a curated record. Gene Ontology annotation, biological process: intracellular signal transduction; microtubule cytoskeleton organization; protein phosphorylation. The coding region runs from base 125 to 2872 and encodes 915 amino acids.
CCUUUUUUUCUCUUUCUCUUCUUCUUCAAUUCCCAAUUUUCGUUUUAACAAAUCAUUCUGUUUAUUUUCUUUAACAAAAUAAUAACUAUAAUUUCAAUACUACCUACUUAAAAUAGAGACAGUUAUGAGUCAACAUUAUUACAAUAAUUAUAAAGGUUAUGGUCAUGGCCAUAGUCAUAGUGAGCAAUAUCUUGCUAGAAUACCCUCCACUCAUUCCAGUGGACGAGCACAAGCACAAGCGGCGGCUGGAGAGCUGAUGCGAAAACACUCAGAAAGGCAUCAAGUGAUGAAAAUCCAAAAUUAUGUUAUUUAUAGAAAAACUAUUGGAGCCGGUUCAAUGGGAAAAGUAAAGCUGGCUGAAUGUCUAACGGAUGUGCAUAAACAAAAGUAUGCAGUUAAAAUUAUGCCAAAGAUUGACCUGAAUAGCGCGAAUCAUAUCUAUGAAAAGACAAAGGAUCCGAAAGAUACACCUGAGGAAAGAGAACAAAGAACAAUAAGAGAAAUGGCCAUCAUGCGUUUGCUACGUCAUCCAAACAUCUGUCAGUUGAAAGAAUACAUAACAGAAGGUGAUAAAUAUUACAUGUUCUUAGAGUACAUUGAUGGUGGACAAUUGCUGGAUUACAUUAUUAAACAUGGACGAUUGAAAGAGAAGCAAGCAAGAAAAUUUGCAAGACAAAUUGUUAGUGCAUUGGAUUACUGUCAUAGAAAUUCCAUUGUACACAGAGAUCUGAAAAUUGAAAAUAUUCUGAUUACACAAUCAGAGCAAUUGAAAAUCAUCGACUUCGGUUUAUCCAAUGUAUAUUCGCCUACACAGCAGUUGAAUACGUUCUGUGGUUCACUUUAUUUUGCUGCUCCUGAAUUAUUACGUGCUAGACAGUAUACUGGUCCAGAAGUGGAUGUGUGGAGUUUUGGUGUUGUACUUUAUGUAUUGGUGUGUGGCAAAGUGCCCUUCGAUGACACAAAUUUACCUGCUCUACAUGAAAAGAUCAAAUCAGGUAUUAUAGAAUCCUACCCAGACUAUCUAGGGAAAGAUUGUCUAGACUUGCUAACAAAAAUCUUCGUGGUGGAUCCUAAGCAAAGAAUUACAAUCUCGGGAAUAAAAGCUCACCCUUGGAUGAAUAAAGGAUACGAGGAACCCAUUAGAAACUACCUACCGCGUCGCCAGCCAUUAGAGACGAUCGACAUGGAUAUUGUCAAAGGUAUGGAUGGAUUUGGUUUAGGAACCCCCGAGGAGAUUGUUGAAAAGCUGUCCAGGAUCAUCACUUCUCCUGAAUAUAGAGCUGCUGCGAUAAAAAUAGAAAGAAAUUAUCAAAAGUCAGAUGAACAACAUCAACAGCAGUUGAAUACGCCCAAAUGGCGACGCAGUUUAUCAGCCACGAGUCGAAGCAAUUAUUACACUAAGAAAACGCUCCAACAACAACAACAAGAUGAUUUCCGAUCUUUGCCUGCUAUGUAUGACCCACUUGUAUCUAUUUAUUAUCUUGUAAAGGAAAGGAAAGAAUCAGAGGAAAGAAAGCAGCAAUUAUUGAAUCCUGGAUUUAGUUCCACGGCUGCUCAUCUUUCAGGUCCACGAGGAGCCAGUGGCGGACUAAAUCGAUCAGCGAGUACUGUGGUUCGUUCCUCACGGCAUCAUUAUCUGGGGCACCAGCAUCAACAACAACAGCAGCAACAACGACAACAACAGGAUCAACAGCAACCGCUGCAACAAAAUCAAAUAGAAGGAGUAGGAAUAGCGACAACCUUGAAGAGAAGAAGGACAUAUGACGUUUCCAAAAAGAAAAGGCUUAGCCCAGAACAAAGUCCUGUUAUCAGAGUUUUGGAUGAACUGAAUGCCCCAGGAUCCCCUAUUCCAACCAUUAAACGUAUGUCAGCCACUACGCUGAUUCGAAAAAAGAGUUUACAAGCAGCCAGAAAAAUGGGAUUAAAAUUACCGAAUUCAGAUCCAAGUAACUCAUCUUCGUCCUCUUCAUCAGCCACCGUACAGAAACAGCAACAACAAGCAACACAGAAAGGAGACAGGCAUAACAUAGAAAAUGAAAACGAGAACAAUACCGUUUUGAAAUCAAAUAGCACAAAUAGCAUUAUCACGUCUCCGUUACCGCAAGUGAGAUCAAAUUGGAUUAAAGUAAAGCAGAUACAACAAUUGCAACCAGCAUCGCCGCCACCAGUAGUACAACAACAACAACAACAACAGACAUCAACACAACGAAAAGGGCCGUGGAGAAAGCUAUCCUUCAGUCGACCCAUCCAUAACCGGCUCUCUGCUGGUAAUCUGGUGAAGCAUCAGCAAAGACAAAGCUUCAAAGAAGAAUAUGAUGACAACAGCCCUCCCUCAUCUGAAGAAAUGCUCCCUCGUCAACAAUCAGCAAAUACUAAUCCUCACAAACUCAUCAAGCCAAGUAAAUCAGAAAAUUCGCUUCCUCGAAAAUUUAAUUUCAAUCACCAUGAAUUAUUUCGCACAACACCUGACUAUCUCAUGAACCAUCUGUUGCCUCAACUCCUGACCCAUCGAUUUCAAGUUGAAUUGUUAUCAACUACCUGGCAUAAAUUUUCAAUAGACUGUAUUUACCCUUAUGCGAUUUGGUCCUCUACAUUAACAUCGGCCGUGGCAGUAACAAGUGCUAACAACAAUAGCAAGCAUUCAUUAUUGAAUAAUACUAAAAUGAAAAAGGAUGUUAGAUUCCAAGUAACAGUGUAUGAAGCACGCUGGGCAGGCGGUAAAUUAGGUAUCAAGCUAAAGUAUCAAGAUACCGCAUAUAAGCAAAUUAUGGAUCAUCUAUAUCAUGGUUUACUGAAUGAGAUCAAUAACAGCAUCAAAAAAGCAGCAGCUCAGUCCUCUUCUCUAUUCACAUCUUCUUUGAUCAUUUCUUAGAUAUUCCAUUUCUUAUUUUUAUGUAAAACUAAAAUCAACUAAUACUCAAUUUAUUACUUUAAUUAUCAAUAUUUACUAUUACGUAUC